GCGUAUGCGCAGUUUGCCGGAGCGCCUCUCAAACUGAGGAAGAUCUCGAACCCCUGGAGGAGUCCGAGCGGAACACUUCCUGCUCUGAGGACCAAUCAGAAAGAGACUCUGUCCCGACCCUCUGACAUCAUCAUACACCUCAGAAAACAGAAGUACAAUGCAGACUACGACCUAUCGGCUAAAGAGGGCGCCGACAGCCUGGCCUUCAUCUCUCUGAUGGAGGAGAGACUGAAACCUGCUCUGAUCUACGCCUUCUGGGUGGAGCCUAAGAACUACGUGGACUUGACUCGUCGCUGGUACGCCGACCACAUGCCGUUCCCUCUCAACUUCUUCCUGCCCGGGCGGAUGCAGGGCGCUCAGCUGGAGAAACUCCGGCUGCUCCGAGGAGAUGAGAGCCUGGAGGCCGGAGAGGAGGUGGAGAAGGAGCUGUACCGGGAUGCUACAGAGUGUAUGAACCUGCUGUCCCAGCGCCUCGGCUCACACAAGUUCUUCUUCGGGGACUCGCCUUCGUCUCUGGACGCCUACGUCUUCGGUCACUUGGCUCCUAUCCUCAAGUCCAAACUGCCCAACGGGAAACUGCAGCAGCACCUGAAGUCUCUCGACAACCUGACCAACUUCUGCACCAACAUCCUGCUGCUCUACUUCCCCCGAGACGGCCGAGCAGAGAGCUCCAGCCAGAAGACGCCGGCGCCCCCUGAGAGCGGAGACUUCGACCACGUCCCCAACAAGCGCAGGAAGCAGUUGAUGUCGGUGCUGGUGGCUCUGGGCGCCAUGCUGAGCUACGCCCUGCUCACCGGCAUGGUGUCCAUCCAACACGUCCACCAGGAGGCGCUGGAGGAGCCACCAGACCUGCAGGGCAUUGGCUCCCCUGAGGAGGAGGAGGGGGACUGAGAACAGGUGCAUCAUGGGACUCUGAGGACAGAAGGCGAGAUGGUCAGUAGGAGUAACCGGUGAUGUCUCACUCUGAUGAGUUUUUACAUCACCAAAGAGAGAGAGGAGCAUCGGGAGGCUGAAAGCAGACAGGAAGUGACCUGCUUCAUGUACAGACAUUAAAGGCUCAGUCUGCAGAUUUACUUUUUAACUGUUUAUAAAAAGAAGAACACACAUCCAUCUUUUUCCUUUGAAUAAAUUAAUUUGACUUCCUGUUUGUUUGUUAAAGAUGUUUUCUGUUCUUCAGUUCAUGUUCUCUAAACCGACGACGCAUCAUCGCAACAUGAAUAAAAUCACAUGAAACAAGAA
Labrus bergylta (ballan wrasse) is the source of this 1239-nucleotide messenger RNA. NCBI's taxonomy places the organism in Eukaryota, Metazoa, Chordata, Actinopteri, Labriformes, Labridae. The record is from RefSeq and is a predicted model, not a curated record.